CCCGCCCCGGAUCCCGCGUCACGUCAGGCGGAGCCGCCCGCCCCGCCGCGCGCUCCGGGAUGCUGCUCUCGGUGCCGCCGCCGCGCCCGGGCCUGGCCGCCUUCGCCUGUAGUAAGGGCGGAAAAAAGCAGCCCUAUGUGCCGCCGUCGCAGCCCAUGGGCCCCCCCAGCCCCAGCCCUUCUUCCGGGGGGGCGGGCGAACAGCUGAGCAAAACCAAUCUGUACAUCCGGGGGCUGCACCCCGGGACCACCGACCAGGACCUGGUGAAGCUGUGUCAGCCUUAUGGGAAGAUCGUCUCCACCAAAGCCAUCCUGGACAAGACGACCAACAAGUGCAAAGGCUAUGGCUUCGUGGACUUCGACAGCCCCACAGCAGCCCAGAAGGCGGUGACAGCGCUCAAGGCCAGCGGGGUGCAGGCACAGAUGGCCAAGCAACAGGAGCAGGACCCAACCAACCUCUACAUCUCCAACCUGCCGCUGGGGGUGGACGAGCAGGAGCUGGAAGCGCUGCUGAAGCCCUUUGGGCAGGUGGUGUCCACCCGCAUCCUGCGGGACCCCCACGGGGCCAGCCGCGGUGUGGGCUUUGCACGGAUGGAGUCCACGGAGAAGUGCGAGGCUGUCAUCACUCACUUUAAUGGGAAGUACAUCAAGACCCCCCCAGGGGUGCCAGCCCCCCCGGACCCGCUGCUCUGCAAGUUUGCAGACGGGGGGCAGAAGAAACGGCAGAGCCAGGGCAAGUUCGUGCCCAAUGGGAGAGCCUGGGCCCGGGACAGUGACGCGGGCACUGUGACCUUGGCCUACGACCCUGCCACAGCGCUGCAGAAUGGGUUCUACCCUGCACCUUACGGCCUGGCCCCCAACAGGAUGAUUGCGCCCACCGCCCUGGCCCCCUACCUGCCCUCACCUGUCUCCUCCUACCAGGUCCACAGCCCCACCUGGAUGCACCAGUCCUACCUCGUGCAGCCCACG
Numida meleagris (helmeted guineafowl) is the source of this 968-nucleotide messenger RNA. RefSeq names its product RNA binding motif single stranded interacting protein 2 (gene RBMS2). Gene Ontology annotation, molecular function: poly(A) binding; mRNA 3'-UTR binding; poly(U) RNA binding. Gene Ontology annotation, cellular component: nucleus; ribonucleoprotein complex; cytosol. The record is from RefSeq and is a predicted model, not a curated record. Lineage: Eukaryota; Metazoa; Chordata; Aves; Galliformes; Numididae.